GUAUUUAUGAUUGCAUGAACAUGUAUUACGCCGCUUUUUGUAAAAGGGAGUGUAUAACUCGCGUAGGGCGGCCUAGCGUCGGGGGCUAGAAGAAUCGGAGACCAUCGAUGGGGCCUCGACGUUUCCAUUUUUUAUUCUGAAAUAGCUAGCUAGGUAGCUAGCCAUCUGGGUUUCUGCCCUUUUACUAGUGGACGACCAGAGGUGUAUCACCUAUUGAUAACAGACGUUGUUAAGAGCUGGUAGAAAACACCCCUGUUGGACAUCACCAGCCCGACCAAAACCUGCCUCCAUACUCCUGGGCCUCCCCUCACACAGUCAAAACUGCAUCAAUACGUGCGAAGCAGCAGGAUGACUGAGGCGUGGCAGCAGCAGCACGCAGUGGCCCCCCCACCCACCGUGGUGCACAACCUCCCCCCGGGCUCCGACAGCGCCCUGGGCUGUGCCGUGUACGGGAUCGUCCUCCAGCCGGAUGUGGCCUCCCUCCAGCAGCAGCCCCAGCACGGCCAGCAGCAUGCCGUACCCGCCCAGCAGCCUUCCCUACAGGUAGGGGGCGAGGGAGGGCACAAGUGCGGAGCCUGCGGCCAUGACAUAUCCCACCUAGCUAAUCCACAUGAGCACCAGUGUAUGGGGACCGGGGAUCGGUCGUUCCAGUGUACCCAGUGUAUGAAGAUCUUCUGCCAGGCCACUGAUCUGCUGGAGCAUCAGUGUGUACAGGUGGAGCAGAAGCCGUUUGUGUGUGGCGUGUGUAAGAUGGGUUUCUCUUUGCUCACCUCGCUGGCACAGCACCACAACGCCCACAACAACGGCAACAACCCCAUGAAGUGUUCCAUCUGUGAGAAGACCUACCGCCCGGGCUCUGGCAACAACACCCCCACCUCCUCCGCUGCCAACCCGUCCACCGGCGAGGCCUCCAGUGGCGGGGCAGCGUGCGGAGCCUCAGCCCCUACGGCGUUUGAGGCUUCGGGACCAGACAGGCCCUACAAGUGCUCAGUGUGCCACAAGGGCUUUCGGCAUCUGUCUGAGCUGUCGCGACACGAGCGGGUGCACACGGGAGAAAAGCCCUACAAGUGUGACACCUGUGACAAGAGCUUCAGCCAGUCCUCUCACCUGGCCCACCACCAGCGCACCCACAGCUCAGAGCGGCCCUACAAGUGUGCUGUCUGUGAAAAAUGCUUCAAGCACCGCUCACACCUCGUGCGCCACAUGUACGCACACUCCGGCGAGCACCUGUUUAAGUGCAAUUUGUGCGAGAUGCACUUCAAGGAGUCGUCGGAGCUCCUGCACCACCAGUGCCAGCCCACAGUGACCUUGGACAGGCCGUUCCGCUGCGGCUCGUGUGGGAAGGGCUUCAAGCGGCCUUCGGAUCUGCGGCAGCACGAACGCACGCACUCCGAGGAACGUCCGUUCCAGUGCGAGGAGUGCCAGAUGAGCUUCAAGCAGCAGUACGCCCUCGUUCGUCACCGCCGCACUCACAAGAACCCAGCCGACCGGCCUUUUAAGUGUAACCUAUGUGACAAGGGUUUCCUGCAGCCCUCCCACCUGCUGUACCACCAGCACGUCCAUGGCAUGGAGAGCCUGUUCAAGUGUGCUUCCUGCCAGAAAGGCUUCAGCCAAUCCGGUGAACUGCUCCGGCACAAAUGCACCGGCUCAGGGUCGGCGUCUGGCUCCGUGACCGCGGCCACGCCGGCGGUGGAGAAGCCCUACAAGUGUGACGUGUGUGGCAAAGGCUACAAGAAGAAGUCGACGCUCCAGCGCCACCAGAACUCCAGCUGUCAGGAGAAGCCGCUGAAGUGCUCCCUGUGCAACCGACGCUUCCUGUCGCCGUCUGAGUUCGUGACGCACCGCUGCGACCCGUCCCGGGAGAAGCCCCUGAAGUGUCCCGACUGCGAGAAGCGCUUCAAGUAUUCCUCGGAGCUGCAACGUCACCGCCGCGUUCACACCGGGGAGAAGCCGUACAAGUGCUCCAGCUGCGACAAGAGCUUCAAACAGCGGGAACACCUGGUGAAGCACCAGGCGGUGCACUCGCGGGAAGCCCAGUUUAAGUGCGUGUGGUGCGGGGAGCGUUUUGUGAACCUGGGAGCCCUCCAGGAGCACACGGUCCAGCACACUGCAGAAGGAGGUGGUUAUCCUGCAGCCCCAUGUAUACAGUGAGCAGGUCUGCUGCUGUUGAGCGUCUGUACAGUGUGAACACACACGGUGACAUGGAACGUUGCCCGCCAGGCAUACAGCAACACUCUUCCUGACACCUUAUUUGUAUAUAACCACACAUUCAUUAUUUACAUUUAGUUACACACCCACAUAACCACCCCCCCCCCCUCCCUCCUUUUGCAUAAACAAUGGUAAAACUCUGCUUAAUCCUAACCAUGAAGUUAUUAUUGACACCUUCCUCGCACCAAGGUAAUCAUGACCAUGUUCUGCCGUUCAUUAGUGACUUCCAACUACCCAUGACCCAGAUCAACUGAAAACAGUACAUCAACUACCCAUGACCCAGAUCAACUGAAAACAGUACAUCAACUACCCAUGACCCAGAUCAACUGAAAACAGUACAUCAACUACCCAUGACCCAGAUCAACUGUGGUCACCUUGUUGGAUGCAGGAAAAAUGCAACUUGAAAAGGAUGUUCGAAUAUGAAAAGUCAUUGGAAAUGUAUUCAUGUUUGUAACAUCAAAUACUUAAGAAUUGCUUUUUUUUUUAAAUGGUGAGAAAUUAAAUGUUUAAGGAAAUUGUUGGGA
Molecule: messenger RNA, 2732 nt
Organism: Salvelinus namaycush (lake trout)
Lineage: Eukaryota; Metazoa; Chordata; Actinopteri; Salmoniformes; Salmonidae
Product: zinc finger protein 319-like
Exons: 2
Coding region: 349-2151 (600 amino acids)
Biological process (GO): positive regulation of DNA-templated transcription
Source: RefSeq, a predicted model, not a curated record